GUUCCGCUCCUACGUGCGUAUUCGAGCUCAGCGACCGCCCACUUCUACACCACGAACGCGACCGAGAUGGAUGCCUUCAUUAACGACGCGGACCACUACAUCUCAGAGGGCGUCGCCGCGCAGAUCCUUCCGUCCGCCACCCAAGCUCCCACCGCCGUCCCGCUCUUCCGGAUGUACAACACCAAGUCGACGGACUACUUUUACACCGCGAACACGACACAGCGCGACGACUUGCUCAGCCUUGGAAACUACGUGAGCCAAGGUGUGACUGGCUACGUGUAUCCGGACCAGGAGUGCGGCACAGUGCCACUGUAUCGCGUGGACCAGAGGACGGACCACGUAGACUUCAACUUCUACACGACGGACCAAGCUGAGGUGGACGACUACGUGGACGUGCUGGGGUACAACAAUUCCGGAGUCACUGCAUACGUGAACCCCCAGUGA
Molecule: messenger RNA, 444 nt
Organism: Dichomitus squalens LYAD-421 SS1
Lineage: Eukaryota; Fungi; Basidiomycota; Agaricomycetes; Polyporales; Polyporaceae
Exons: 1
Source: RefSeq, a predicted model, not a curated record